AAGUCCUAACCGAAACACACACUUGUCAUUUCUUCCUAAAAAGCUCCCCUCAAAAACCCAAAUCCAUCUCCUUUAAAACACUCAUUGUUCGUGGAAUUUAUUGUUCAUGGAAUUUAACUAAAAACUCACAAAAUCUCACCAUUUCGAGCUCUGAUCUUGCAUAGGUACUCCUUUGAUACAUCCAAGUGCGAAGCUCAAUGGAUCACAGUUCAGACGAGGACAUUGAUGCAAGCGGAUCUGAUUCUGAAAUGGAUGAGUAUGAAAAUGAAGCAUAUGAAGAACUGAAGGACGGGAAGCUCCGAGUGAAAAUUUCUGAUGAGACUUUUGCUUGCCCCUUCUGCCCCCAGAAGAAAAGGCAAGCUUGCCUUUACAAGGACCUCUUGCAGCAUGCUUCGGGGGUAGGCAAGAGUAGGUCACAGAAAAGAAGUACCAAGGAGAAGGCUAAUCACCUGGCACUGGUGAAGUAUUUGGAAAAGGAUUUAACAGCUGCAGGCAGAACAUCAAAACCUGUGGGUGAGACUGAUCCUCACAGUGAUUGUAGCCAUGUGGAGAAAAUGGAUGUAAGCCAAUCUGAAAUGGAUAACUGUGAAGAUAAAUCUUAUGAAGAACUGAAGAAUGGAAACCAUCAAGUGAAAAUUUCAGAUGAGACUUUUACUUGUCCGUACUGCCCCACCAAGAAGAGAAAGCGUGAUUACGUAUACCAGGACCUCCUCCAGCAUGCUAAUGGGGUGGGAAAGAGUUUGUCAGAGAAAAGGACUGCCAAGGAGAAGGCUGAUCACCUCGCAUUAGUUAAGUACUUGGAAAAGGAUCUAGCAGCUGCAGGCAGUUCAUCAAAACCAGCAGGCAAGACUGAAAAUCUUAGUAGUUGCAGUCAGAACGACAAGUUUGUGUGGCCCUGGACAGGUAUUGCGGUUAACCUACCUACUAGGAGGGCUGAGGAUGGGCGAUUUGUUGGAGAAAGUGGGUCUAAAUUCAGGGAUGAGUUGAAAAGUAGAGGGUUUAACCCGACAAGAGUUCAUCCUCUGUGGAAUUUUCGUGGUCAUUCAGGAACUGCCGUUGUGGAAUUCAACAAAGACUGGCCUGGUUUGCACAAUGCCAUUUCAUUUGAAAAGGCUUAUGAGGCAGAUCAACAAGGGAAAAAGGAAUGGUUUGCUAGUAGUGGGGAAAAAUCUGGUAUCUAUUGUUGGGUUGCACGUGCUGAUGAUUAUAAUUCGAACAAUAUUAUUGGAGAACACCUAAGAAAAAUUGGUGACGUUAGAACAAUUUCUGAUCUCAUAGAGGAAGAAGCCCGAAAACAGGACAAGCUUGUAUUCAAUCUCACCAAUGUUAUUGAGACCAAGAAUAGGUACUUGAAAGAGAUGGAGUUGAGAUGUUCAGAGACUUCAGCCUCCCUCAACAAGUUGGUUCAAGAAAAAGAGAAGCUUCUUCAUGCUUAUAAUGAAGAGAUAAGAAAAAUUCAAACGGGUGCAAGGGAUCACUUUCAGAAGAUAUUGAAUGACCAUGAAAAGAUUAAGUUGCAACUAGAAUCUCACAAAAAAGAGCUUGAGAUGCGUGGAUCAGAAUUGGAGAAGCGUGAAGCCAAAAAUGAAAGUGACAGACGAAGUCUUUCUGAAGAGAUUGAAAAGAAUGCAGUUAGAAACAGCUCACUUGAGUUAGCUGCUUUGGAGCAACAAAAGGCUGAUGAGGAUGUCUUAAAACUAGCUGAAGAUCAGAAGAGACAAAAAGAGGAACUUCACAAUAGAAUCAUUAGAUUGGAAAAGCAACUGGAUGCAAAACAAGCACUGGAGUUGGAAAUAGAGCGGCUCAGAGGGGCAUUAAAUGUGAUGAAGCACAUGGAGGAUGAUGGUGAUGUAGAAGUUCUGAGAAAGAUGGAUGCGAUAAUAAAGAAUUUGAGAGAAAAGGAAGGAGAACUCAAUGAUUUAGAAGCUCUUAACCAAACUCUUAUUGUAAGGGAACGCAAGAGCAAUGACGAGCUUCAGGAUGCCCGCAAAGAACUAAUUAAUGGCUUGAAAGAAAUAUCAAAUCGAGCUCAUAUUGGUGUAAAGAGAAUGGGAGAACUUGACAGUAAACCAUUCCUUGAAGCAAUGAAGAGAAAAUAUAACAAUGAAGAAGCAGAGGAUAGAGCUUCAGAAAUUUGCUCAUUGUGGGAGGAAUAUCUUAAAGAUCCAGAUUGGCAUCCUUUCAAAGUUGUUAUGGUUGAUGGGAAACAUCAGGAAAUAAUUGAUGAAGAAGAUGAAAAAUUAAGCCGCCUGAGGGAUGAGAUGGGUGAUGAAGCUUGCAUGUCCGUGACGACAUCCUUAAUUCAGGUAAAUGAAUACAACCCCAGUGGCAGAUAUAUAAUCUCAGAGUUGUGGAACUACAAAGAAGGGAAAAAGGCUACCCUGGGAGAGGGAGUCUCAUUUUUAUUGAGCAGAUGGAAAGCACUUAAGCGCAAGAGGGAAGGUUGAAGGAAAGAACUAAUCAACUGCCGAGAUGGAGCGACGAGCCCAAAACUGGAAGACCUGUUAUCCGGCAACCAGGAAAUAAAUCAAUCUGCCAAGUGAUUGGCUGGUUUAAGGUACGAGAUACCUAUUCUGUGUAACAUAUUGAACUUGGUUUUCCGCUCUCAUUGGAUGUCUUGCUCAGAAUAAACUGUCAUGUGCUAGCAUGCGGAAUUGGUGUCGGACAAUUUUCAUAAAGAUGUGGACUUAAGUUUGACCCUCCUGGUCUUCAAAAAGUAGAAUGUGCAUUUUCAGGUGUCCAUUCCCACAGUGUUUGCUGUAAGGCAUACUACACCUUACAGUUUUCUGAAGGUAGGAUAAUAGUAGUGGUCACAUUCUUCUAACCUUGUAUGUGCUUGUGAGUUUUGUUCCUGCAGAUGCAGCAAAACAGCAGACAUCCUUUGAUUGCUGAAAUUGUAUUUUAAGAACUCUUUAAUGGGCAAUUAUUUCUUAGCAUAA
Populus nigra (black poplar) is the source of this 2939-nucleotide messenger RNA. Its product is annotated as protein INVOLVED IN DE NOVO 2. The record is from RefSeq and is a predicted model, not a curated record. The coding region runs from base 198 to 2447 and encodes 749 amino acids. NCBI's taxonomy places the organism in Eukaryota, Viridiplantae, Streptophyta, Magnoliopsida, Malpighiales, Salicaceae. The transcript is spliced from 8 exons. Gene Ontology annotation, biological process: gene silencing by siRNA-directed DNA methylation.